Messenger RNA from Sinocyclocheilus rhinocerous, 4156 nucleotides. RefSeq names its product E74-like ETS transcription factor 1 (gene elf1). Gene Ontology annotation, cellular component: nucleus. NCBI's taxonomy places the organism in Eukaryota, Metazoa, Chordata, Actinopteri, Cypriniformes, Cyprinidae. The record is from RefSeq and is a predicted model, not a curated record. The transcript has 8 exons. Gene Ontology annotation, molecular function: sequence-specific DNA binding; DNA-binding transcription factor activity, RNA polymerase II-specific. Bases 293 to 2227 code for a protein of 644 amino acids. Gene Ontology annotation, biological process: cell differentiation; regulation of transcription by RNA polymerase II.
GGUUUAGAUGCCCCAGACGCAGUUGUAGUGAGAAGAAUCCUCCUCCAUCACGCAGUCCUCCGCCACUCUACUGUCAUCUGGAGGAAAAAAAUCAGAAGCGUGCAGGACCAAAAAAGAGAACUCUGUUUUUACCUAACAGUGCCUCUGAUUUUGUGAAAGCAGUGUUCCUGCCUCAGAGUGCUUCCUGUGCCGAGGGGUGUGGUGUGGAGCGAAGCGGUCCGGGGAGUGCGUGGAGGGGUAGGAACCCUCUGCCUGUCAGCCUGUGUCCUACCCUUUCUCUCCCUACAACACCAUGACCACUGCGGUCCAGUCCAGCGAGCUUGUCUUUGAGUUCGCCAGUAAUGGGAUGGAUGAAAUCAAUCAGCUGGACGACCCUUCAGUUUUCCCAGCAGUGAUUGUGGAACAGGUGCCCGCUGCCGACCUCAUGCAGGUGUACUCUGGACUGGAGGCAGAUGAGGUGACUAAUGGCAUCAUAGUGGACGCCAUUCAGGAUGUGGUGGAAGAGAACAUGAUGGGAGAUGUGGGGCUUUCUGUAGAGACCCAGGUCUCAGGUGGAGAGGACAAUAUGGAGACCAUCGAGGCGGCUGAGGCCCUACUGAACAUGGAAUCUCCCAAUAAUAUCCUGGAUGAGAAACGCAUGAUUCACACAUACGGGAAUAUGCUGGAAUCAGACCUGACCUACAUUUCCCUGCGUCCAGAGCAGCUCUCAAACGGCUGCAUGGAUGUUUCCCUUGACGAGGAGACGUCCUCUUUGGAUGAGAUCCCUCAAAAGAACCCUUCCAAGCCUGCCAGGAAAAGCAAAGUGCGCAAACCAAGACCAGUGCGGCCCUGCUCCCCCAUCACCAAUCCAACUCUCCCGUUGAAGAAGAAGAGCAAAGAGGGCAAAGGUAAUACUAUCUACCUGUGGGAGUUCCUCCUGGCCUUGCUGCAAGACAAAAACACCUGUCCCAAAUACAUCAAAUGGACGCAGAGAGAGAAGGGCAUUUUUAAACUGGUGGACUCCAAGGCUGUCUCCAAGCUGUGGGGCAAGCACAAAAACAAGCCUGAUAUGAACUACGAAACCAUGGGCAGAGCGCUCAGGUACUAUUACCAGAGGGGUAUACUGGCCAAGGUUGAAGGACAGAGGCUUGUUUACCAGUUUAAGGAGAUGCCCUCAGAUCUGGUCAUUAUUGAUGAGGAUGAUAGCCAAGGGGACGACGCCAGUUCUGGCUACGGAGGGCAACGGUCCGCUCCUCACGGACGGGCAGUGGGCCGCGGUUCAUCACGUGCGCAGGGGAAGAGCACACAGGUGAAGUCAGUGAAGAGAGAGAUGAGUCCCGGGCUGAACAGCAAUGGAAAACAAGCAGAACAGCUGGUGCAGACCAUCCAUGUUCUUCAGCCAAAUCAAGGUGCUGCUGUCCCAGCAUCUACACACUCUGUAAGGACUAUACAUAUGCCAGGCUCUCUUCCCAUGGUCCUCACGUCAGGAGCUCAAGGAGGAGGUCCAGUCACCCUGCAGACCCUGCCGCUGUCCUCUGUUCUGACCAAUGGGAAUUCCUUCUCUCGUGCCUCGCCGCCUCGGGUCAUUCUCCACACUGUGCCUUCCACCAGCCCUGGCAGUAAAGAUGUGCUCACCAUCCAGACCGCCUCUCUGACCACAGACAGCAUCCAGACCCAGCAGCUCCUCGUGUCCACUCUGGGCUCAUCCAGUGGAGGGGUCAUCAGCACCACGCCACAGCAAGCCGGAUCUCUUAAUGGCAUCACCCGCCUGGUCACCCUCAAUGCCAACGGGCAGCCCGUCGUGGCCCAGCAGCCCGGAACGGUCAUCGCCACUGUCCUGAAGCCCAGUGAACUUCAAGGCCUGCAGGUGAAGGAGGAGAUCCUAGACCCGCAGUACCUCCAGUCUCUGGUCAACAGCAACCCUAGCAUGGCCUCGUACGGCAAUGAUGACCUCGAGGAAGGAGUGGCAGAGCUGAGCUACAGAACUGUGAUCAUCAACAAUGCAGGUCAGGAGCUGGGUCAGACCCUCAACGGACAUUCGGACGUGGGCUCGCAGCUGGCCAGCAGCCCUAGUGAGGGCCUGACCCCUGUGGAGGAGCUAGAAGUGAGAGGAGAAGUGGCUCUGCAUCCACAGCCUGAAGCUAAAGAGCUGUUGGAAGGCUCUCAAGGUCUGCAGGAAUUGCCGGGCACCAUGCAGAUACCCGCAUCCCACUUCAUCCAGGUCAAGGCGGAACCGGCUGAGACCUAAACUAGUGGCCAAAGCAGGGGAAUGUGGACACAAUCGACCAACAUGUGAAAAAAAAAAAAUACAGGAUUUUUUCAGUGGAGCAGAUUAUCUGUAAUUUAUUGCUCUUGAUUGUUUAGAAUGGCCGUUGACCCCCAAGACUGUUGUUUACUCAAAGUUAUUGUGAUAUUGUGCCUAAAUUCGAACUCUGAGGGAUACCGACCAUGAUGUCAUGAUGAAAGCUCUUUGGUUUGCUCUGCGUCACUCCCAAACUCCCAUAAGGAUAGCAGCCAUUCUCCAACCAGGGAUAUUCCCACCAUAUGUGCCAGUUGAGAUGUUUCUAUCUCUUAUCAUCUCCAUAGACAAAUCCAAAGACUUUAUCCAGCUGAGGGACCAAAGGAGGAGUUGGUGGGAAGCCAAAAAGAAACCAACAACACACCAUUGACUUUAGGAUUAAACACACACACACACACUCAGUUGCUUAGGACAUACAAUAUGGAGAAACAUUUGUUUAGUUUUUUCCUAUGUAGCUAUCUUAGUGAACUUCAAAAGGAUGCCUAUUGGAAUAAGACUGAAAGAGUGCCUAGGUGGUUAAUGCUUUGUUUUGGAAGUGAUGUUUUGAAGGGGAAGAUUGUAUGAUUCACUCUGUUUUUAAAACAGAAUUAUGACAUUAUCUCAUCCCCCUCAUACCAUCAGAACUGAAGAGGUUAUUAUUUUUCAUCACACACAAAUUUAAAAGCACUGCGCUUUUAUGGAAAUGGGCAUUGCCUGUCCAAAGAGACAGUUCUAGUAGACUUUGUUUGUAUAUAGUAACAGACUAGAGAACAUAGUGACAAAUUCCAAAAUCAUCUGCAAAGUAUUUCCCCAUUAUAAUCUUGUUCAUAUGAAAUGGAACGCAGUAUAUAUAAAUAUAUAAUAUACAACUAAGAUUCAAUUUAUGGCCACAAAUUUAUUUAUUUUCUGAAUUUCUAAAUUCUGUAUAAAAAGUCUUUUUUAAACAAAUGCAAAAAUGAGGGAAAGUAUGCAGUAUGUAGGGCUGUUUUACCCAUAAGACUCCAGUAUGUGUGUGUAUUGCUGUAUUUUUCCAAUUUAAAGCAUUCCAUGUAAUCCGCACACCUUUCAUAUUUUAUCUAUUUUUCAAUAUAAGGGGAUCUGAAUGUAGCUUUAUGAGAUUGAGCUAUCAUGCUGUUCUUAUUCACUGUGAUGUGUUUAAAGCCAUUUUUACAGAGCGUACGUGCUAUAAAUGCUAUGUCCUUUGGUUUCUGCCUUUACGCUGUCAUACUUUUACCCAGUAUCGACCACAUAUCGUUCGACUGAUGCCUUACACGACUGUUUUUCAGAUCACAGCUGGUGUGGUCUGUGACAUUUAGGUAGAUUUUAAAAAUGUAUUUAUUUGUAGUUGAUGUAGUCAGCUGUCCAUGGCCUCCGUUCCUUCCUCGCCUUCUAUUGAUUUAUAUCCAAUGAAUCUAGAGCACAGUCUCUUAAUAGCGGCAUCUCCACAAGUAAACAGAGUGGAUGCUGGAGACAUGUUGAAACGAAACUAAAUUUGUGCUAAAUUGGAAGAAGUGACUGAAGUUGUUGAGGGUAAAUGUGGACUGGAUUCUCAGAAGACGACCAGACGCUGAUCAUGGGCAGCAGGCUUCUGCCUCUAAUUCUGUUUGACUAACACCAGAACUCUGGUGCUGCUCCGACAAUCAUGGCUACACCUUGUAUUAUGCAAUAUUAUGUCAAUAAGACAAUCAGUGACCUCAUCAUAAUAGAAGAAAAAUGUCCUUCUGGCCACCAUGUAAUUUUCAGACCUGGUCUUGUUUGAAAUAUAUGUUGACCACAGGCUUUAACACUCUGUUGUUUUUGGGUAAAGGUAUGCCAGUGCUCUUGCUAUAAUUUAAUCUUGCCUUUUCUCUGGGCUUUCCUUUUUUUCCCAAUUGUCUUAUAGUAGACUAGAUUUUUUUC